GUUGCGAAAGAACGGUAAUCCACGAGCAAGGGCUUCACGUUUCAGGAAUCCAGUUCGGCUCUUUCCGGUGACUUUGCCAAACUUGCGGGCUAGGGUUCUCCCGAGGGGGAGGCUUCGCGUCGGGGUCCCUCCCGCCGCCUCUUACUGCUGCUGCUGCUGCUCCGGCCGGGGCCAGCGAGGGAGAGAAGCGCGUCGCCGGCGCCAUGAGCGAGCGAGCCCUGCUGCGCCAAGUUGCCUGUAGCGGCCGAGCCGGCUGGUGCUGGGCGGCGGGAGGGAGGCACGGCUCGGCUCGGGGCAAGGCGCUCCCUGGGGCGCGUCGCCGCCUCAGCGCCUGGGCGUGGAGUCCGCCGCGCCCCCGGUUCUGUCACUUAGCGAGCCCUUUCUCUUCACGAACGUCCGCUUUCGGGGGCGACUAUGAGGCGGUUUUCAGGGCGUCGGUGGAAGAGCCGGAGAAACUCUGGGCGGAAGCCGCUGGAGGCAUCGCCUGGCACAAGCCCUGGGCUAAAACCAUGGAGAGAGGAGGGCCCUUUAGCACCUCGUGGUUUGUUGGGGGAGAGCUGAAUAUAUGUUAUAAUGCUAUAGACCGUCAUGUUGAGAAUGGACAAGGGGAUCAGAUUGCUAUCAUCCAUGAUAGUCCUGUAACUAAUAGUAAAGCGUUUAUAACUUACAAAGAAGUUCUUGAACAGGUCUCCAAGUUAGCUGGUGUUAUGGCAAGCCAUGGCGUGAAGAAAGGGGACCGUGUUGUCAUCUACAUGCCCAUGAUUCCACAGACUAUGUACACCAUGCUGGCGUGUUCAAGGAUAGGAGCUAUCCAUAGCCUCAUUUUUGGUGGUUUCGCUUCAAAGGAACUCUCAAGUCGCAUUGAUCAUGCCAAGCCAAAACUUAUCGUAACAUCAACAUUUGGAAUAGAACCUGGAAGAAAAGUGGAAUAUGUACCACUUCUUGAAAAAGCACUGGAAAUGAUAAAUCAUCAACCUGAGAAAAUUCUGAUUUAUAGUCGCCCAAAUAUGGAUCCUGCCCUGCUUAAACCAGGACGUGACCUGGAUUGGGAUGAAGAAAUGGCGAAAGCAAAGCCUUGUGACUGUGUCCCUGUCCUUUCAGAUCAUCCACUUUAUAUUCUUUACACAUCAGGGACAACUGGCACACCCAAGGGUGUUGUUAGACCAACAGGUGGCUAUGCAGUUAUGCUAAACUGGACAAUGUCAGCUAUAUAUGGCCUUCAAUCUAAGGAGGUCUGGUGGGCAGCAUCAGAUUUAGGCUGGGUGGUUGGCCAUUCCUAUAUUUGUUAUGGUCCUCUCCUCCAUGGGAAUACAACCAUUUUAUAUGAGGGGAAACCCGUGGGAACUCCAGAUGCUGGUGCUUAUUUCCGUGUGCUAGCGGAGCAUGGGGUGGUUGCCUUAUUUACCGCACCAACUGCAAUUAGAGCAAUCCGUCAACAGGACCCUGAGGCAGCCUUGGGGAAACAGUACAGUCUGACAAGGUUCCGAACACUGUUUGUCGCUGGUGAAAGGUGUGAUGUGGAUACAUUGGAAUGGUGCAAAAAAAUCUUCAAGGUACCAGUGUUGGAUCAUUGGUGGCAAACUGAAACAGGAUCUUCAAUAACAGCUUCCUGCAUCGGCUUGGGAAAUUCUUUAACACCUUCCCCAGGACAGACAGGAAAACGAGUGCCAGGAUACAAUGUGAUGAUUCUGGAUGACAACAAGCAACCUGUAAAAGCGAAGACUUUAGGAAAUAUUGUGGUGAACUUCCACUGCUUCUGCUUAAGAUCUGAUUAGGCUUCUGCUACCAUGAUACAUGCCAUUUGCAUUUCUUCGCAGACUUACAGGUAAUACUGUGGAGGUGACUGUUCUUUUGCUCAGCUGGUUAUUACUGUUUGGCUUUAGUGUUUCCUCUUGUUUGGCAUUACUCAUAACAAGCAGUUGACACAGUAUUAAUG
Pogona vitticeps (central bearded dragon) is the source of this 1936-nucleotide messenger RNA. The record is from RefSeq and is a predicted model, not a curated record. NCBI's taxonomy places the organism in Eukaryota, Metazoa, Chordata, Lepidosauria, Squamata, Agamidae.